AUGGAGGGGUCGACGACGACGGCGACUGAGGGCCAUGUGGUUGGGAUCCCGGUGAGCACCAGGGCUUAUGGCAUCGAGGAGCCCGACUUCCCGGCGGAGGAGACGCAGACGCCCGACCGUGGAGAAUUCCCGAGCUCCUUCCAGUACAGCAGCCAUAGCCAUGAUGCUACCAGCUCAACGACACCGACGACCACCGAUCGGCCGACGAGCAAUCAACAACAAGCCAGCAGGAAGGCAGACAAGAUCGCUCAGGGCAUCAAAGAGCACGUGACCCUGGGCCCAAAGCUGUCGGACACGGUGAAGGGGAAGCUGUCGCUGGCCACCAAGAUCCUGCAGGCGGGCGGCGUGGAGAAGAUGUUCCGGCAGUGGUUCUCCGUGGACAAGAACGAGAAGCUGCUGCGGGCGUCGCAGUGCUACCUGUCGACGACGGCGGGGCCCAUCGCGGGGAUGCUGUUCGUCUCCACGGCGCGGGUGGCGUUCCGCAGCGACCGGUCGCUGGCGGUGUCCACCCCGCGCGGCGACAGGGCCGGGCGCGUGCCGUACAAGGUGACCAUCCCUCUGCGGAGGGUGAAGUGCGUGCGGCCCAGCGAGAACAAGCACCGGCCGGAGCAGAAAUACGUGCAGCUCGCCACCAACGACGGCUUCGAGUUCUGGUUCAUGGGCUUCGUCAGCUACUACAAGUCGCUGCACCACCUGGAGCGCGCCGUCGCGUACGCGCAGCAGGCGCAAUGA
Messenger RNA from Miscanthus lutarioriparius, 732 nucleotides. The record is from the annotation of a GenBank genome assembly. Lineage: Eukaryota; Viridiplantae; Streptophyta; Magnoliopsida; Poales; Poaceae.